CCUAGUCUAUCACUCGCCGUCGCCGUGAGUCGCAGUUGUGUGUCGAUGUAAAACAAUAACAUGGCAGUCAAGUGACAUCGGAUGGAAUCUGAAAGUUUCCGGAAAUCAACACCAAUAUGGCGGUAAUUUCAAUUUGCCGUCUGGGAAGUUCAAUAACAACAUGUCUAACUGUCGUCUGCUUGAUAUUAUCGACGACCGGUCGCCGCGUCUAUGCGCUGGAAGACUGUGAGGACGAAGUCGACGGUAGACUCGUGUACAACGCGUGCAUUGCGGAACUAGAAUCGUUGAACACCCUUCCAGCCAAAAGUGUUGUUGUUGAUCCAUCUGAUGGUACAUGUGGAACUGGGUCGACGCCCUCACAUUACUGUCCCCUGGUCGGAAGUACAACAUCAUGUCCUUUGAUAUGCAUGCAGCAAAUCCCAGAAUGGAGCUUUCCACCGGCAAAUGUCUUUGAUCAGCAAAAAGAUCAGGCGACAUCGUGGCAGUCCGUUUCUUGGACGGACUAUCCAGUGCCUCUUGAAAUCAACGUGACAAUCUCUCUCGGAACACAGUACGAACUCCAGGAUGACGUGAAAAUCACAUUCCAGUCAGGACUACCCAGGAAAAUGAUUCUGGAAAAAUCAAUGGAUUACGGCAAUACAUGGGAAACAUAUCAAUAUUUUUCCAAUGACUGCUUGUCCGAUUUUGAAAUGCCACAUACAACAAACUUUACAGAUGCCACACAAGUGACUUGCACACAGGAUUAUAGUACUUUAAAUACAGAAUUUGGAGAAGAUGCGAUCUUUGCGGUAACGGACCGAUUACUAAUGUUGGCUGGCCCAACUGGUGCAGAUUUUCAGAAUAUUUUUGUUAAUUUAGAACAGAAUGAAGAAUUUACCAAUUUUUUAACUCUGACAGACCUUCGGAUACGGCUGCUGGAGCCAGCACACAUUGAUGGUAAUUUUAGCGAUGAAGAUUUGAAGAAGUAUUAUUAUUCCAUAUCAAAUGUUAACAUGCCUCUCAGAUGUAAAUGCAAUAUGCAUGGCCAGUACUGCCAGGUCAAUGAAACUGGCCACGUCUCCUGCGUUUGCAAACACAACACGGAGGGCAGACAGUGUGAGAAAUGUAAGGCGCAGUACGAUAUAAGACCAUGGCAGACUGGAUCUUAUUUACCAUAUCCAGACGGAACGGCUAAUGAAUGUAGAGAUUGUAUGUGUAAUGGGCACUCAAAUGAAUGCCAUAUUGUAUCCGAUGAGCUCAGUUGUGCAAACUGUCAACAUAAUACAAUAGGUGCACACUGUGAGGAAUGUCUUCCAGGAUAUUACAGAGAUUUAUCAAAGAAUCUAUCCGAUCCAGAAGUAUGUUCUGCAUUGAUUUCAAGUCUGACUCCUGCCAGCCCAAGUUUGCACAUUGCAUCCUCUAUCCUGACAUCUGCAGCUGUGGUCCCAAGUCUGAUCAGUCCAAGUCCGACCCCUGACCUCAAGAUAAGUAUGACAAAUAGUUUAAUACAGCCUACGCCAUCGCUUCAGUCAGCCGGUUUUGCGAGCCGAACAAACUUCCCGACCCCGUCUCUCACGAGUCCCACUGUUGCUGCAACAGAUGUCCCUGUCACCACUGAUGUGCCUGCCAUCAUCCCUACAGCUUCCACCAAUGGAGUAGUUCGGACUUCCCACCUUUCAGGGAAUGGCGGCAGUCCUGAGCCAUGUGACGGGGAACCUUGUGAAAAUGGUGGUAUCUGUAAGAGGAAUGACGUAGUAGGUGAACCCCGUAUAAAAUGUGAAUGUUCUGAAGGAUAUACUGGAUAUUAUUGCGAAGACGAAAUUAAUGAGUGUGCAAGCAAUCCAUGUGUGGAUGGUAUGAAGUGUUUGGAUCUUGUGAAUAAUUACACAUGUGUUCCCUUGCCGACAGCUGGGGAUGCAUCGAUAACAUCGGAUACUGAAGAAGAUGAGUCUAUGUCUGAGAUGAUGGUGAUCGUCAUUGCAGUCUGCUGUGUAGCUGUUAUAUUCUGCAUUGCGUGGACUGUGUUCUUCGCUUGGUACACCAUGCUGGACCGAGCUGGAAACCGGACGUUGACGUUACCCAAAUUUAAAAAUCCAUUAAAAAAUUCACCCAUGCAGAAAUAUUACAAAGAUAAGAAAUCUGAUAAACAGAAUGGAGAUCAAAGUCAGACCACGGAGGUGUCGUCACAUGAUCAUAUGGGGAAAAAAGCCCUCCGUGUUCCAUUAAUUCCUGACAGGUUGUCAUCUGUGAAGAUGCAUGCAUUGCAGGCCAAGUGGCACAUCGGUGAAGAAGAUCUAGAUAUCGGUAGACUGCUGGAUAAUGGCGAGUUCUGCUACGUUAAGGAAGGACAGUAUAAAAGAAAAGAUGACUCUGAGGUCAAAGUCGCUGUCAAGCAGCUUAAAGAUCACACAAAUGAGUAUGCAAAGCGGGAAUUGCUGAAUGAGUUUGAAAUUCUAGCACACAUGGGGCUAGAUCCAAACAUUAUAUUGCUGCAUGGUAUUUGUAAUAAAGUCCAAGAGUUUUCAACUAAAUACUGCCUGGUGACUGAAUAUGUGUCUAAUGGUAGUUUAUUAAAAUAUAUCCGUCGAUGUCGGAGUAGAAAGCGUGACGAAGCACCAAAACAGAGUAUACCACCGCAGGAGCUUGUCAAUAUUAUGGUGGAUGUCGCACACGGAAUGAAAUAUCUUCAUAAUCACAAGAUUUUGCAUCGGAAGUUGAUGGCCUCUAAUAUAUUGAUAACAUUUAAUAACAGAGCCAAGAUUUGUGACUUUGGUUUGGCUACUGACAUGUACGAACACGGUGAAUAUGUCGCAACCAAUGAACCAGUCAGAAGAUCCAUUAGAAGGUGGUUAGCCUAUGAAAGUCUUCUGGAAGGUGUUUUCAGUGCCAAAAGUGAUGUCUGGUCCUAUGGUAUUGUCCUAUGGGAGGUUUCAACUCUAGGUUCCAUUCCUUAUCCAGGAGUGAGUAUAAGGCGGUUACCCGAGAAGCUGAAAGAACAUUACAGAAUGGAGAAACCGAAACAUGUGUUACAGGAAUUCUAUGACACCAUGCUGCGGUGUUGGCAUAGGAGACCUGAAAGCAGACCUUCAUUCGACCUCCUCUGUAAAGAAAUGAAAAAUAUACAAAAAAAUGGAAAGGCCCAGAUUGUUUUGAAAGACUAUACAUUUGUCCAUUAUUAUAGCUUAAAAGAAACGCCGGAUAGUGAUGUAGAAAACGAUUCCUUCGUUUGAUGUAUGAUGUAUGGUUCCCCAGUACCCGCGCCUUCCACACAUUCAAUAAUCAGUCGAUUUAAAAAAC
This is a messenger RNA of Saccoglossus kowalevskii, 3276 nucleotides long. RefSeq lists its product as uncharacterized. The record is from RefSeq and is a predicted model, not a curated record. Gene Ontology annotation, cellular component: plasma membrane; signaling receptor complex. Gene Ontology annotation, biological process: multicellular organism development; cell surface receptor protein tyrosine kinase signaling pathway; positive regulation of kinase activity. Gene Ontology annotation, molecular function: ATP binding; calcium ion binding; transmembrane receptor protein tyrosine kinase activity. NCBI's taxonomy places the organism in Eukaryota, Metazoa, Hemichordata, Enteropneusta, Harrimaniidae.